Messenger RNA from Penicillium canariense, 1446 nucleotides. Its product is annotated as carotenoid oxygenase family protein. NCBI's taxonomy places the organism in Eukaryota, Fungi, Ascomycota, Eurotiomycetes, Eurotiales, Aspergillaceae. The coding region runs from base 1 to 1446 and encodes 481 amino acids. Gene Ontology annotation, molecular function: carotenoid dioxygenase activity. The transcript is spliced from 5 exons. The record is from RefSeq and is a predicted model, not a curated record. Gene Ontology annotation, biological process: carotene catabolic process.
AUGGAGACAACAGCAGCAUCUCGCUUUCCCGACCGCCCACAAUUUUCCGGAUUUAUGAAGCCGUGCCGUGUAGAAGGCAAUGUCGAACAUCUUGAAGUACUCGGUGAGAUUCCGAAGAACAUCGAUGGAACAUUUUAUCGAGUCAUGCCCGACCCCCAGCUGCCGCCAUACAUUCAAGACGACCCGUGGUUUAACGGCGAUGGGAAUAUCAGUGCGUUCAAAAUCAAGGAUGGAAAGUAUCGCAACAAGUUUACGGAUGCAGUUGAGUUCAAAGUGCGUAGCACGGCAAACACCAACGUUGUUUUCUUCAACGGCCAACUUCUUGCUCUCAAAGAGGAUUCUCCUCCCUAUGCACUUGACCCAACUACCCUGGAAACCAAAGGGCUACAUACUUUUGGAGGUCUCUUAUCCAGUCUGACCUUCACUGCCCAUCCUAAAUUUGACCCAAAGACCGGAGAGAUGAUCUGUUUCGGGUAUGAGGCAAAGGGUGAUGGGACCCCUGACAUUUGUUAUUAUAAUGUCACGCCGGCCGGUGAAUUCAGCCAGACCCUUUGGCUUGUCGCACCUGUGGUAGCCAUGAUCCAUGACUUUGCUGUCACAGACAACUGGGUUCUAUUCCCCUUGAUUCCGCAACUUUGCGACAUCGACCGACUCAAACAAGGGGGAGAGCACUGGCAGUGGAGCGCGGACACACCAUUCUACGUUGGCCUUCUCCCUCGCAGAGGAGCGAUACCUUCGGACGUCAAGUGGUUCCAGUAUAAGAAUUCCUUCCCAGGUCAUACCGCGAACGCAUACGAGGAUGAUGAAGGUCAAGUUGUGUUCGACGUAGGCUUGAGCGAGAAAAAUGUAUUUUUCUGGUGGCCGGACUCUCAAGGAAAUGCGCCCGCACCCAGCUCCAUUCAUUCCCAGCUCACUCGAUUCAUAAUCAACCCCCGCUCGAAUAAUCUAGAACUAGAUUACCCAGAGGUUCUACACUCCGGCAACUCUGAAUUCUAUCGUAUUGACGACCGUUUUGCGACUCGGAAGUACCGACACUGCUUUUUCAACUCGAUGAUUCCCGAACUUGGGACCGACUUUCCCAAAAUCGCACCCAAGCUGGGCGGGGGAUAUCCGUUGUAUAACUCCCUCACACAUUACGAUAUCAUGACGGGAAAUUCAGAUGUAUAUUGUCCCGGUACAACCCAUAUGGUCCAGGAGCCGGUUUUCAUCCCACGAAAGGGGUCAACAGAGGAAGCGGAUGGUUAUAUCCUGGUUUUGGUGAACAACUAUGACACGAUGAACAGUGAACUUCAUCUGCUAGACACCAAGUCUUUUGAAAGGCCACAGGCAGUUAUUCUACUCCCUCUUCGUCUUCGGCAGGGCCUUCACGGGAACUGGGUCGAUGCAGAUGAUUUGCGAAGCAGCGGAGAAUGGCCAGAGAGGGUUGUCACAGGCACCGAUGAUUGA